AUGUCGGCUCGGGAUUGCGUUUUCCCACCGAGGGAGUCGGGAUACAUGGACAACAAGAGCCGUGCCGGAGCCGAGCAGAAAGCCAAGAAGAUGCCCAUCAACAGGGAGGGGUUGUGCAAGAUGUAUGCCAAGAUCCAGCCGUUGCCGGAGACACAGCACAGGGGUUUCUCCUAUGUCUGCAGCUUCGGUGCCAAAGUAAGAAGCAUGAUGGACAAGGAGCAGCUGAAAAAGAUUCUCCUGCUGACCUACGUGUGCAAUGCAGAGGCAGAGUACCAGCAAGGCUUUUGUGAGAUGCUCCUGCUCUUCCAUCUCCUGGUCGAGAAGGAACAUGAGGUCUACUGGCUCUUCUAGCUCUUCCUCCAGAAGACAAAGCACAGCUGUGUGAUGAACACUGGUGUGGGGAAGAGCUUCAUCAUGCUGAAGACCUUGGUUACAUUUAUGGAUCCCACCUCUGCAAAACACCUGGAAGGAAAAGGCCUGCAAGUUAUUCACUCACUGGUCCCUUCCUUUUGCUUCUCCUUCCAGUAAGUAUUUGAGUCCUUCAGCGAUAUCUGAAGGCUGUGGGAGGUUUUUCUGAGGGGGAAGUCCUGCCGAAAUUCCCAAGUGCUCAUGGCCUUG
Messenger RNA from Cariama cristata (Red-legged seriema), 618 nucleotides. RefSeq names its product TBC1 domain family, member 21 (gene TBC1D21). Gene Ontology annotation, biological process: activation of GTPase activity. The record is from RefSeq and is a predicted model, not a curated record. The annotation marks the transcript as partial. Gene Ontology annotation, molecular function: GTPase activator activity. The transcript is spliced from 9 exons. Lineage: Eukaryota; Metazoa; Chordata; Aves; Cariamiformes; Cariamidae.